This is a messenger RNA of Chaetomium fimeti, 6286 nucleotides long. Its product is annotated as glycosyltransferase family 48 protein. Gene Ontology annotation, cellular component: plasma membrane; 1,3-beta-D-glucan synthase complex. The transcript is spliced from 4 exons. Bases 342 to 6143 code for a protein of 1933 amino acids. The record is from RefSeq and is a predicted model, not a curated record. Gene Ontology annotation, biological process: (1->3)-beta-D-glucan biosynthetic process; fungal-type cell wall polysaccharide biosynthetic process. NCBI's taxonomy places the organism in Eukaryota, Fungi, Ascomycota, Sordariomycetes, Sordariales, Chaetomiaceae. Gene Ontology annotation, molecular function: 1,3-beta-D-glucan synthase activity.
UGCGGCUUUUUGAGUCUCUUAAGUUUGUUUUGCGCGGAGCCUUGAGAUUCUCGCUUUUCAUUCUGGGACUGCACUCGCCUGUUCCCAAGCCAACAUCUGCAACCUGCGCCCCACCGCGCCGCCAAUCGCUCAGUCUGCGUGUGUUUUGUGUGCAGCGACCAUAACAAUACUGCUCUUCAGCAACCAACAAACAAUCACCGUCAUUUUCGCACCGUGGCCGGCCGCUUUUAGCAGUGGAAUUCUUACCGGUCCGAUCGCCGAUCGCUGCUCCCACAACCUCUGCGAAAUUUCAUCACACAGACCGCUUUCCCAUGCGUUGUUGAUCCGACUCUUCGCCCACCAUGUCGGGAUAUCCACAGGGCCAAGGCCAAGGCCAGGGCCAUCACGACUACGAUGACGGUUACGGCCAUCAGGGCAACACCGAUUCUUACUACCAAGACGACCAGCAUUAUUAUGACAACAAUGGGCAGAACAACCGGGGUGGCCAACAACAAGGCGACGGGUACUAUGAUGAGUCUGGCUAUUACAACGCAGACCCCAAUAACCCGUAUCACCAGGACGGCGGUUAUUAUGACAAUCACGACCAGUACCAGGAUGACUACUACAACAACGGCAACAACGACGGCUAUUAUGACCAGGGCUACGAUCGCCCCGGUCAAGGGCAGGGCCAGGGCCAACGAAACGGGUCCGAAGAGGAUUCCGAGACGUUCAGCGACUUCACCAUGCGCUCGGACAUGGCCCGGGCGGCCGAGAUGGAUUACUACGGUCGUGGUGAUGAGCGCUACAACAGCUACAAUGACGGCCAAGGUGGUGGCAGAGGAUACCGGCCUCCCUCCUCCCAGAUCUCGUACGGCGCCAAUCGAUCGUCUGGUGCGUCGACUCCAAACUAUGGCAUGGACUACGGGAACGUGCUCCCGGCCGGUCAACGCUCGCGGGAACCUUACCCUGCUUGGACGUCGGACGCCCAGAUUCCCCUCUCGAAAGAGGAAAUUGAGGACAUCUUCCUCGACCUGACCGCCAAAUUUGGUUUCCAACGGGACAGCAUGCGCAACAUGUACGACCACCUGAUGACCCUUCUGGACUCCCGUGCGUCGCGUAUGACCCCGAAUCAGGCCCUUCUGUCGCUGCAUGCCGAUUACAUUGGUGGCGAUAACGCAAACUACCGCAAGUGGUACUUUGCGGCCCAUCUGGAUCUUGACGAUGCCGUUGGGUUUGCCAACAUGAAGGGCAAGAACGGGAAACGGAAGAACAAGAAGAAGAAGGGCGAAGCCGAGAACGAGGCCGAGGCCCUCGAGGACCUGGAGGGUGAUGACUCUCUCGAGGCUGCUGAGUACCGCUGGAAGACUAGGAUGAACCGCAUGUCUCAGCACGAUCGUGUUCGUCAGGUUGCUCUUUACCUUCUCUGUUGGGGCGAGGCGAACCAGGUCCGCUUCAUGCCUGAGUGUCUCUGCUUCAUCUUCAAAUGCGCGGACGACUACCUGAACUCGCCGGCUUGCCAAAACAUGGUAGAGCCCGUCGAGGAGUUCACAUUCCUCAACAACGUCAUCACGCCGCUGUACCAAUACUGCCGCGAUCAGGGAUACGAGAUCUCGAAUGGGGUUUACGUCCGCCGCGAGCGGGAUCACCACCAGAUCAUUGGUUAUGACGACUGCAACCAGCUUUUCUGGUACCCGGAGGGCAUUGAACGCAUCGUGCUUUCGGAUAAGAGCAAGCUGGUCGAUGUCCCGCCCGCAGAGCGCUACGUCAAGCUGAAGGAUGUGGAGUGGAAGAAGGUUUUCUUCAAGACCUACAAGGAAACGCGCUCCUGGUUUCACAUGCUGGUCAACUUCAACCGUAUCUGGAUCCUCCACUUGACCAUGUUCUGGUUUUACACGGCCUUUAACUCGCCGACGCUCAUCACGCCCAAUUACGAGCAGCAGGUCGACAAUCCGCCUCCGAGGGCAGCCCACUGGUCCCUUGUCGGCUUUGGUGGCACUAUUGCCUCCCUUAUCCAGGUGCUGGCAACUCUUACAGAGUGGAUGUAUGUCCCGCGCCGAUGGGCCGGUGCGCAGCAUCUCACCAAGCGUUUGCUGUUCCUCCUCCUCGUUCUCGCCGUCAACGUCGGCCCUGGCGUCUACGUCUUCAUGCCCGCGGCCAACCAGGAAGCAUACCUCGAGAAGCAGAAUGGGCAGAUCGCACUCAUUCUUGGCAUCACACAAUUUUUUAUCGCCCUGGUUACGUUCCUCUUCUUCGCGAUCAUGCCCCUCGGUGGUCUAUUCGGAAGCUACCUGACCAAGAACUCGAGGCGGUAUGUUGCGAGCCAGACUUUUACCGCCAGCUACCCGCGACUCCGAGGCAAUGACAUGGCGCUGUCCUUCGGCAUGUGGGCUGUGAUCUUCGGCGCCAAGUUUGGAGAGUCCUACCUGUUUUUGGCCCUGUCACUCCGUGAUCCCAUCCGCUUUCUCGACAUCAUGGAUACCAGCAGCUGCAUCGGCGAUACCAUCUUGCAGAACUACCUCUGCCCAUAUCAGCCACAGAUCACUCUCGGUCUCAUGAUCUUCACGGAUCUGAUCUUCUUCUUCUUGGACACAUACCUCAUGUACGUUGUCGUCAACACGUGCAUCUCGGUCGCUCGGUCGUUCUACCUCGGUUCGUCUAUCUUGACCCCCUGGAGAAACGUCUUCUCCCGGCUCCCGAAGCGCAUGUAUUCCAAGAUCCUGGCCACCACCGACAUGGCGAUCAAGUACAAGCCGAAGGUUCUGAUCUCGCAAAUUUGGAAUGCUAUUGUCAUUUCCAUGUACCGGGAGCAUUUGUUGGCCAUCGACCAUGUCCAGAAGCUUCUCUACCACCAGGUGCCCUCUGAGCAGGAAGGCAAGCGUACGCUUCGCGCCCCCACGUUCUUCGUCUCACAGGAGGACCAUUCUUUCAAGACGGAAUACUUCCCCAGCCACAGUGAGGCCGAACGGAGAAUCUCGUUCUUUGCGCAAUCGCUUUCGACACCCAUCCCUGAACCCCUCCCGGUUGACAACAUGCCUACCUUCACCGUCAUGAUCCCUCAUUACAGCGAGAAGAUCCUUCUAUCCUUGAGGGAGAUCAUCCGCGAGGAUGAACCGUACUCGCGCGUCACCCUUCUCGAAUAUCUCAAACAGCUCCACCCGCACGAGUGGGAUUGCUUCGUCAAGGACACCAAGAUUUUGGCGGACGAGACUUCUCAGUUUAACGGCGAGGAAGAAAAGGAGGAGAAGGGCACCGCCAAGAGCAAGAUCGAUGAUCUGCCGUUCUACUGCAUCGGUUUCAAGUCGUCGGCUCCCGAAUACACGCUCAGGACUCGGAUCUGGGCUUCGCUCCGCUUCCAAACGCUGUACCGCACAAUUUCCGGUUUCAUGAACUACAGCCGCGCCAUUAAGCUUCUCUACCGCGUCGAGAACCCAGAGGUCGUCCAGAUGUUUGGCGGUAAUUCCGACAAGCUCGAGCGCGAGCUCGAGCGCAUGGCGCGCCGGAAGUUCAAGCUCGUCGUUUCUAUGCAGCGGUACUCCAAGUUCAAGAAGGAAGAGAUGGAGAACGCCGAGUUCUUGCUCCGUGCCUACCCCGAUCUUCAGAUCGCGUACCUUGACGAGGAGCCGCCCCUCAACGAAGGCGAGGAGCCCCGUCUGUACUCUGCCCUCAUUGAUGGUCAUUCCGAGAUCAUGGAGAACGGUAUGCGCCGGCCCAAGUUCCGCAUCCAGCUCUCUGGCAACCCGAUUCUUGGUGACGGCAAAUCCGACAACCAGAACCACUCCAUCAUCUUUUACCGCGGUGAAUACAUCCAGCUCAUUGAUGCCAACCAAGACAACUACCUCGAGGAAUGCCUCAAGAUCCGCAGCGUUCUUGCCGAAUUCGAGGAAAUGUCGACUGACGAGGUAUCGCCCUACACCCCUGGCGUGAAGGCUGCUCCUGUCGCCCCGGUCGCUAUUUUGGGUGCUCGUGAAUACAUCUUCUCGGAGAACAUCGGUAUCCUCGGUGAUAUAGCCGCCGGUAAGGAACAGACCUUCGGCACCCUGUUUGCGAGAACUCUCGCCCAGGUCGGUGGCAAGCUCCAUUACGGUCAUCCUGAUUUCCUCAAUGGCAUUUUCAUGAACACCCGUGGCGGUGUCUCCAAGGCACAGAAAGGUCUCCAUCUCAACGAAGAUAUUUACGCCGGUAUGAACGCCCUGCUCCGUGGUGGCCGCAUCAAGCACUGCGAAUACUACCAAUGUGGUAAAGGUCGUGAUCUUGGUUUUGGUUCUAUUCUCAACUUCACGACCAAGAUUGGAACUGGUAUGGGCGAGCAAAUGCUCUCCAGAGAGUACUAUUACUUGGGAACGCAGCUGCCCCUGGAUCGCUUCCUCUCGUUCUACUACGCCCAUCCCGGUUUCCACGUCAACAACAUGUUCAUCAUGCUGUCGGUGCAGUUGUUCAUGGUUUGCCUGCUCCAAAUCGGCGUUCUCCGGAGGGAGACGAUUCCUUGCGAGUACAACCCGGACGUGCCCAUCACGGAUGCUUUGUUCCCUACGGGCUGCGCGAACACGGACGCGCUGAUGGAUUGGGUGUACCGUUGCAUUCUCUCCAUCUUCUUCGUCUACUUCAUCUCGUUCGUCCCUCUUAUCGUCCAAGAGCUGUCGGAGCGGGGUCCGCUGCGCGCCGCAACCCGUUUCGCCAAACAUCUCGGAUCUCUCUCGCCUUUCUUUGAAGUCUUCGUCUGCCAGAUCUAUGCCACCUCGGUCUCGCAGGACAUCACUUUCGGAGGCGCCAGGUACAUCGGCACAGGACGUGGGUUUGCCACUGCCCGCAUUCCGUUUGGAGUGCUGUACUCUCGGUUUGCUGGCCCGUCCAUCUACUUCGGCAUUCGCACCUUGUUGAUGCUGUUGUUUGCGACGGUAACCGUCUGGCAGGGGGCUCUCGUCUAUUUCUGGGUCUCCCUGAUUGCUCUCGUGAUUUCGCCCUUCGUCUACAACCCCCACCAGUUCGCGUGGACCGACUUCUUCAUCGACUACCGCGACUACCUCCGCUGGUUGUCCCGUGGCAAUUCUCGCUCGCACGCGUCGUCGUGGAUCGCUUUCUGCCGCCUUUCGCGGACGAGGAUCACAGGUUACAAGCGCAAGGCUCUCGGAGACCCGUCCAGCAAGAUGUCGUCCGAUGUACCCCGGGCUGCCAUCACCAACCUGCUUUGGGCGGAGAUCUUGGCCCCCCUCAUGCUUGUCGCGGUGACGCUGAUCCCUUACCUAUUCAUGAACGCGCAGACAGGUGUCAGCAAGUCGGAGACGGAGGCAACUGCCGCGCUCCUCCGAGUCGCUAUCGUCGCCUUCGCCCCCAUAGGCGUCAACGCCGGUGCUCUGGCCGCCUUCUUCGCGAUGGCCUGCUGCAUGGGUCCUCUCUUGAGCAUGUGCUGCAAGAAGUUCGGCUCCGUUCUCGCAGCCAUUGCGCACGCAAUUGCCGUGAUCGUGGUUCUGGUCAUGUUCGAGGUCAUGUUCGUCCUACAGAGCUUCGAUUUCCCCAGCACCCUCCUGGGCAUGAUUGCGGCCAUCGCGAUGCAGCGCUUCGUCUUCAAGUUGAUCAUCUCCUUGACGCUCACAAGGGAGUUCAAGACGGACCAGUCCAACAUCGCGUUUUGGACCGGUAAGUGGUACUCGAUGGGGUGGCACUCCAUGUCGCAGCCGGCUCGUGAGUAUCUGUGCAAGAUCACGGAGCUGUGCAUGUUUGCGGGCGAUUUCGUUCUUGGCCACGUCAUCUUGUUCCUCUUCGCCCCCGUUAUCCUUAUCCCGCAAAUCGACAAGCUGCACUCGAUCAUGCUCUUCUGGCUUCGCCCCAGCCGGCAAAUCCGCCCCCCGAUCUACUCGAUGAAGCAGACCAAGCUUCGGAGGAGACGCGUCGUUCGCUAUGCUAUCCUUUACUUCGUCCUGCUCGUCGUAUUCCUUGCGCUCAUUGUCGGGCCGAUUGUGGCGGGCAAGUACGUCCCGGCGAGCUUGUUUGAGAUGUUGGAGAGCACCAAUUUGGUGCAGCCCACCGGUCUAAGCAACGACGACACGCGCGGCAAGACCGAGACUGGUACUGCCGCGGCAAGCUACUCGGGCGUCUGGACGCCGACGACGGAGUCGUCCAGGGCGACGGCUACGAGUGGGUCUGACAAGAGGGCUCUGUACAUUUGAAGCGUGGACCCGGCGUUUUUCAGGUUGUGAUCUUGGAGGGGGACGAAUAGAAGUGGUUGUUUUGUACACUGUUUAAUAGGGUUGACCAGUCAGACGAGUCUGGCGACUCGGAUCUGAAAGAGGAUACACUAUGCAAGCGUAAU